Messenger RNA from Podospora bellae-mahoneyi, 2269 nucleotides. RefSeq lists its product as uncharacterized. Bases 767 to 2269 code for a protein of 500 amino acids. The transcript has 3 exons. The record is from RefSeq and is a predicted model, not a curated record. NCBI's taxonomy places the organism in Eukaryota, Fungi, Ascomycota, Sordariomycetes, Sordariales, Podosporaceae.
UAACCCUCACCCACCUACCUACCUAGCUAGCGACCCUGCCAGACGCCCGUUUCAUAGCAUCUUUCUUUCCCCCCUAGCACCCCAAUAGCCGCCUCCGUUACCAAACCCCAGCUCGGUACUUCCCUUGUCCUUUACGGAGCUUUUAUAAAGUCUAUGCGAUCAACCAAGCAUAACCUAUCCCGCAUUUACACGGGAGGGAGCUUUCGGCUCUUGUCAUCCACUCUGGUCCAGACCGUUUUGUAGAAGGCAGGGUAGUCCUUGUCUUUUUCUCAUAUCUCUUCAUGUUUCUACCUCCUUGAUGAAGCUCAAACCUCCGAGUUGAGCGAAGCGUGGGGGGGGGGGACCGGAACCAUAUGAUAUCCCCCUUGGUAAGAACUAGAAUGUUUUGAUAAAGGGAAGGUUUCAGUUGGCUGAGGGGGAGGAGGUGAUCACCCAUUCAUUCAUUCAUUCGUUCGUUCACUCUUUUUACCCGCCCGCCCGCCAGCCAAGAUAUAGGCUGACCAGGUGAUGGGUGAUGGUAUAGCAUGAAAUCUCUGGGGUGUUGUUGUGUUCUCUCAAAACGGAAACGAAAAAUGUCGUGAUCCCGUGUCUUAUAGCUCCAACUUGCCCAAUUUUUCUUCUCCCUGGCGUGUGAUGUUUUAAUCUCCUCCUCACCUUUUUCUGUUGUGGCUGGGACAUCAAAAUUGACCAUGACGAGGGCAUCAUCAUCAUGACAUUUUUCUUUUCGAUAUAAUUUUGUGAGUAAUGUAACAGAUGACAGGUCAUCAUGGACCCUUCCCAACCAACACCACCACCGCUAGAGGCGGACCUCUCCCUCGGCCCCGUCCUCCUUUCCUUCUCGCUGGCAACAGCAGCAUCCGCCUUCUCAACAACAUUUGUGCGAUUCUUUUGCCUUCCACGACAACGCAGAGCUGGGAAUGGUAGAUACAAGGCUGACGACUGGGGAAGCCUCAUCGCCACGCUAGUAGCCCUCAUCUCGACAAGCUUCACCCUCGUAGAGUCCACCACCUCUUCCCCCGUCCGGGCACUUGAAUACGACGUUCUGGGCCGGCCGUGGUAUCUCAUGAGUGUCACCUUCAGCAAGAUAGCCAUCUGUCUUGUCUACAUGAGGGUUCUUUCCGGGAAGGGGAGCCAAUGGAGGUUUUUGUUAGGGGGGUUGGUGCUCGUUAUGGCCGUGGUGAAUUUUGCUUUCGCCUUGACGGUGAACUUGCAGUGUAGACCGCUCGAAAAGAUCUGGAGGUGGGGGGAGGUGGAGGGGAGUUGCUGGGACGUGGGUGUGCAGAGGGAUUUUGGGUUUUUCCAGGGGGCUUUUGGGGUUUUUACUUGGUUUUUCUUGGGGGGGUUCUCGGUUGUAAUUUUUGGCAUGGGUUUGGGGGAUGGGAACACGGGGUGGGAGUAUUGGGGUGCGUUUGGGGUUUCUUCUGCGUCGGGAAUCUUCGCCAUUGUCGGGACAGCAAGGACGGCACAAACAAGCGGGCUGGGAGUUUACACCCCCGAUCACUCCUACGCCAGCCUCAUGGCGACCCUGGAGCAAAAUCUGGGUCUGGUCGCGGCCAAUAUAUUAACCUUUGGGACGCUGUUUGCCUCACGCCGGAAGGGGUCCAGGCGGAGGACUCCAUUCCAGAGCACCUCCUCCGCGGGCACAUCAAGGAGCAGAAAGACAGGCAAGUCCUCGUCAAGCAGAGCGGGGAGCAUCACUCGAACCAUCACCCGUGCCUCCUCCCGCGCCAGCUCCCACAAAUCACUCCACAGCAACAGCACAGCAGCCGAAGUGUCAAACGGACACAACAGACAGGGGCACUCCGCCAGCGUGAGCAGCCUGGGGAGUUUCUUCCGGGCUGAUAACAACAACAACGACAACAAGAACAACAACAACAACAACAACAAUAACCACGACAAGUACGACGAUGACAGGCAUAGCAGUAGCGAUGAUGAAGGGACUUACUUUGAGGGCGAGGAGAUCGACCUCGAGUCGGGGAAUUGGUGGCCGAGGGGGAUCAUCAAGACUGUGAGUGUGGAGGUCGUGGAGGAGGUCAACGUUGAUUACGUGCCGGAUCGUGCUGCUGGGGAAGCAUCAUCAUCGUCCGGUAGUGGUGGGGGGGCAACGCGCGGUGAGGGCUCAAGAAGGGGAGCCAGAAACUCGGUGGUUAUCGUUCAACCCCCAAAGGCGAGGGUCAAGAGGGGAAGUGUUGCUUUUGACGAUCGGGCAGAGGAAAGCGAGGAGAUGGCCGAUUGGGAGGUUAUGAUCAGGGGAGGGCCGGCGAGGUAA